CUGUGUUUGCGUACGACGACAAUAAUGCCGGCGAUCCACGACAUGUGCCACUGUUCCGCGGCCUCUAGAAUGCCAUUUGGUGUUGGCUACACCAUCUUAAAUUUACUCAUCAACUUGGUCGCACUCGAUCCAGUACACGAAGGACGGAGAGACCAGCACCAUCCAGUUAUCCUAGUCCCUGGUUUAGCCGGGUCUAGGGCAUACGUCAGACCAAGAGGUGAAGUGGAUGCAUCAUUUAUACAAAUAUGGCUCAAUAUCAGCAGUUUACUUAAUACCAGAAAGUUCACACAGGAGUUUGCGUAUGUGUGUGGUUCACCCAACCACACGAUGCCCCUCUCCUAUAUCUAGAUUAACGUAUCUGAACACAACCCAUCGAUCAUACGAUAGCGAAGAGUAUGAAGUUGUUUUUCCCGGCUGGGGAGACACUACGAAUAUUGAAUUCCUUGAUGAAUCACAGAAGGUGUUUGGCCGUAAUUACGAUGCACUUGUGGAGGAGCUGCUUAAAACACCGUUUUAUCAGCGGAACAUCAGCCUUCGAGGAGCACCGUACGAUUUUCGCAGAGCCCCACAUGAAAAUGAGAAAUUCAUGAGUCAAUUUAAGGAGUUAAUUGAGGAGACGUAUGUCCGAAACGGGAGAAGAAGGGUUGUUAUCGUUGCUCACAGCAUGGGAACUAUGUAUACUUUAUAUUUUCUGAACUUACAUUCUCAGUCGUGGAAAAAGACCUACGUGGAAGCGUUCGUGUCCGUCAGUGGUCCUUUUGGAGGAGGCUCCAAAGCUAUGGCAGUCAUUGCGAGUGGAGAUAAUCUCGGCAUUCCAUUCUAUCCCGCUUUGCUUUUGCGAGGGUUGCUACGGUCCUUUACUUCCUACGGAAUGUUUCUACCUGAUCAGCGGCUGUGGUCGCAGGAAGAACCGAUAAUCAUUACUCCAAAUGCCAACUACUCUGUCCACGAUAUAAAGCGAUUCUUUGAGGAUAUCGGUUACUUGAUUGGUUAUGACAUAUUCCUGACUGCCAAAAAUGCUUUCGAUUACCUCAAUGAGCCUGCUGGCGUGGAUAAUGUUUACUGUUUUCAUGGAACGGGAGUUCCGACAGUGCAGAAAGCUGUCUACAAAACGGCCUCUUCUGGAAUGAAAUCCUUUCCUGAUCAGUGGCCUCGAUUCGUGUACGGCGAUGGAGAUGGAACUGUUGAUCUACGCAGUCUCACUGUAUGUAAGAAGUGGACAAAUGUGCGUUAUGUGCAACUUCCAGGCGUCGACCAUGGAGCAAUUUUGAGGGACCAUCGUCUGUUUGCUUUAUUAAGGAAGAUUCUGCGCGUAUCAUAAUGACGCGAAGAUUUCUGUGAAAGCUGAGAUGUACAAUAGUUAAUAGAAUGAAACUAGUAUAA
Molecule: messenger RNA, 1383 nt
Organism: Dicrocoelium dendriticum
Lineage: Eukaryota; Metazoa; Platyhelminthes; Trematoda; Plagiorchiida; Dicrocoeliidae
Source: the annotation of a GenBank genome assembly